Rhopalosiphum maidis (corn leaf aphid) is the source of this 1637-nucleotide messenger RNA. RefSeq names its product kinesin-related protein 2-like. The transcript is spliced from 6 exons. Lineage: Eukaryota; Metazoa; Arthropoda; Insecta; Hemiptera; Aphididae. Bases 293 to 1507 code for a protein of 404 amino acids. The record is from RefSeq and is a predicted model, not a curated record.
CAAGUGACUCCCUUGUGGAACACCAGAAGGGGUCAAGAAAACAUCGGAACAAACACCCAAUACUUUGACUUUAGAAUAUCUAGCUAAUAAAUAGAAGUAUAGUCAUAACAAAUGCCUAACUGCCCUAACUUCCAAAUCCAGAUACAACAGAAACUUCAGAAGUACAAAAAGUAGAAACUGGGCAACUGGCUAUCGUUCAUCGAGUUCAAAGUUCUAGCAUUUAAAAGUCUUGUCAUUUUGUCCAUUGUGGACGACUGCAGGUUUUAUAGUUUUGAGAAUUGAGAUUACUGAAAUGGAGUUAAACACCAUGUAUGAUAUAAAUAUAGUUAGUCAAAUUGACGAAAACUGUGGAUUAUUUGUUGUUGUUGAACGAUUUAAUAGCGGUUCAACAGAAUAUUUUCAAAACUAUUAUAAACAACUUUUAGGUUUUAACAAUUGUAGCGAGUGGUUUGAAAAAAUUGACUAUCCUAUUAUCGAAACUGGAAAGGUAGUAAUUGUUCAAGUUGAUAAAAACCCCAUGGGUAGCCUAUGGACACGCGGUAUUAUAUCAAAAUGUCAUCAUCAUCACAAUUUAUGUCCGGAAAUUUAUUUGAUCGACUUUCAGAGAUUCAUUGACAAAGGCAACAUGUUUGAAUUGAGAACAUGUCCACCCAAAUUUUUGCAGCUUAUACUUCCAACUUACUAUAUUGAUAUAGAUCUUUGUUUAAAUGAUGAUGAUUUAAAAAUUGCAAUCACAAUCUUGAUGAAAAAAAAUCAGUAUGGUGAACUAAGUUUCAGUUUUAUUCCUCAUUCUUUUGAAAAUAAUGUUUACUCGGGUAUAUUAAUUGUAAACUAUAAAGUUAAUAACUUGAAUAUUCCAUUAAAAAAAUUAUUAAAAAAUAUUCACACUAAAAAAAUUUUUGCAGAAAUUCCCCAGUACAAAAAUCAAGUAUAUUCAAUUUUCAAUCCAAUAAAAUUAAAAUAUUUGAAAAAAAUUUUUAUACCAAGAGAACCAAAUGAUAAGGUAUUUUUAAAAAAUAAUCUAGUUUUGAGUUGCUGUGACUUAAGUGUUCUUAGUGAUUCAAAUACAAAUCUGUCAUAUAAUUCUAUAAAUGAAUUUUCCUCAAAUUCUAACUACUCUGAAAAUAUCUGCUUUAGCGAUGACUCAGAAUUAGAAAUAAAAAAAUUAGAAAAUAUUUGUGUUACUCCAUUAUCAAAACAAAAAGUUUACUCUUCUAAUAGUUCUUUGAUGAGUAAGAGUAGCUCUUCUUUACAAUCAAUAACUUCUAUUAAUAAUAAUAAUAAUAAUAAUUGCUCUAUGCCACAAAUAAAACAAUGUAACAAUUCUAUUGUCACGAGAAUGCCUAAAUUGAAAGAUACUAGAUGUCAGGAGAAUAACAAGCCAACUUUAACCCUUGAAGUAUUAGAAACACCUAAAAUACAAUUAAAAUCAAUAACUGACAUAAAAGCUAUGAAUACUACAAUGGAAAAUUCAGAUAUAUGGUGGUCUGAUGAUGACGAAAGUUAAUAACUUCUUAAUUAUACUCUAAAUAAGAAAACAUUAAUUUCUACUAAUUUAAUUAUUUUAAUACUUUUCGACUAAACACAAAUAAUUAUUUUGGACUUAUUUUAUUAUUUUCACUUUUGUAACAUUUAAU